AUGGCGCAGACGCCGAACCCCAGCAGGAGGUCGUGGGUCGGCCCGGCGCCGAUGCCAUUCCUCACGCCGCGGCCGGAGCGGCGGCACCUUGAGAUGAGGUGGGCGGACGGAGUGUCCCAGAGCGCUGCUCGCCGUAGCGGCGUCGGCGCCGUUGCCGGCAACGGUGGAGGCGGGGAUGGAUGCGAGAGGGAUCGGGAGGUGAACGUUCAGGUCGUGCUCCGGUGCAGGCCACUGAGCGAGGAGGAGCAGAGAGCGAAUGUGCAGAGCGCCAUCUCUUGUAAUGACCUGAAGAGGGAGGUCACAGUUCUGCACAGCCUCUUCAAGCAAGUAGACAAGACGUUUACCUUCGACAAGGUAUUUGGACCAAAAUCUCAGCAAAGGUCGAUAUAUGACCAUGCUGUUGCACCAAUAGUGACUGAUGUCCUCGAAGGCUAUAACUGCACUGUCUUCGCCUUUGGGCAGACUGGAACCGGAAAGACAUAUACCAUGGAGGGAGAGAUGAGACUGAAGGUCAGUGAACUACCAGAUACUGCCGGUGUCAUCCCUAGAGCAGUGCGCCAUAUAUUUGACAUGCUUGAAGCACGGAAGGCUGAUUAUAGCAUGAAGGUAACCUUCUUAGAGCUCUAUAAUGAAGAUAUAACAGACCUAUUAUCUUUGGAGGGCCAAAGCAGAUUCCCUGAAGGUAGACAAAAGAGGCCUAUAACUCUUAUGGAAGAUGGCAAAGGUGGCGCAGUCAUAAGAGGACUUGAAGAGAUUGUUGUCUACAGUCCUAGUGAAAUAUACAGACUUUUGGAACAUGGGUCAGCUAGGAGACGCACUGCUGACACUGCACUAAAUAAGCAAAGCAGCCGAUCACAUGCUGUUUUUUCUAUAAACAUCCAUGUCAAAGAAACAACGGUAGGAAAUGAGGAGCUCAUGAAGUAUGGGAGGUUGAACCUUGUAGACUUGGCAGGGUCAGAGAAUAUUGCUCGAUCAGGGGCAAGAGAGGGUAGAGCAAGAGAAGCUGGAGAGAUGAAUAAGAGCCUAUUAACUCUGGGACGUGUCAUCACUGCGCUUGUGGAGCAUUCAGUUCAUGUGCCAUACAGGGAUAGUAAACUCACCAGACUGCUAAGAGAAUCAUUAGGAGGCAAAGCCAAAACAUGCAUCAUAGCAACAGUGUCUCCAUCUGUCCAUUUCCUGGAGGAAACACUGGUCACACUUGAUUAUGCUUCUCAAGCUAAAAGCAUAAGAAACAAGCCGGAGGCAAAUAAAAAAACAUGCGAAUCUGUUAUGCUCAAGGACCUCUACCAAGAAAUGGAAAGAAUGAAGCAAGAUGUCAAAGCUGCAAGGGAAAAGAAUGGAAUCUACAUCCCUCAUGAAAGGUUCGUCCUAGACGAGGCAGAAAGAAAGAAAAUGAAGGAAAAAUUAGAAAAUUUGGAGCUCACUCUUGAAAAGCAGAACAAAGAAGUUGGAAAAUUCAAAGGCUUGUACCAAGCAGAGCAGGAAUGCCUCUUGGACUUGGAAAGUCAGAACAAAGAUUUGAAGGUAAAUCUUGAAACCUGGAAGAGAAAGUUUCUAGAUCUUCAAGAAGUUCAUUGCAGAGCUAACACAUCGCUAAGGGAGAAGGACUUCAUUAUCUCAGAUUUACUUCAUUCUGAACACUUAAUUCUGGAACGUGCAAAGGAUUUGCGCAAUACCUUGGAGAAUGCAUCCGGAGAUACCACUGUACUUCUGAGUAAACUAGAAAGGCAAUCAAAAACUGAAACGGAAAACAAAGGCUUGCUAUCUGGUUUUCGGGCUGAAUUGGAUCAUAGUCUUGGAGCUCUACAUGCUACAGUCAUUGGAUCGGUUUGUGAACAGAGUAAAAUUUUGGAGUCUAUGAAUGAACAAACAAAGCUAUACUUUUCAGCCAGAAAUGAGUCGGAAAACCAAUUGGAGAGAAGAAUUGCAAGAGUCAAAGAUAUGUAUGUCUCUGGGGUCCAAUGCAUGAAGGAGCUCGCUCUUACCAUGAGACAGCAAUCUAUCAUAGAUUCCGAGCAGAUGAGGCAGAACAUAUCUACUAAUGCAAUUGCUGUUGACAAUUUUCUAGCAAUGAUGGUUUCAGAAGCUGAACAAGUUCUAAACGAUGUUCUGAAAUCUACUUCGGAGCUCAAGGAACUAUUAGCCUUUUCUACAAAACUACAAAACUCUGGAUUGAAAAGGAGUCUUACUUCUGCACAAGACAUGUCAAAGACAUCAAUUGAUUUCUUUAAAGAUAUCAGUAUACAUGUGUCUCGGCUCAUCACUCUUAUGGAACAGAAUCAAAUGGAAAGGUCCUCCAAGCUUGUUAAAUUUGAGAAUGAGUUUAAGGAAACUUGUGUUAAAGACGAGCAAGCUGCUCUGAAUAAGAUUGCUGCAAUUUUAUCAGAGUUGACUGCCAAGAAAACUACAAUGGUUUCAUCAUAUAUGGGACAGCUGAAUGAGAGAUACUGUCAAGAGCAGAAGCACCAGAAAUUGGAGAUGUCCAACCUACAACAGGUUUCAGAUAAUGGCAAAAAUGCGUGUGUGGCUCAUGUUGGAGUUAUAGAGAGCCAGUUCCACGAGGAUAUGUCAUCGCAUGCUAAAUUAAAUGAUCAAAUGGAAGGCAUCUUGCAGCAAUGCUUGAAGAAAGGUAGCCAUUCUGUAUCUUACUGGUCACAUGCACAAUCAUCUUUGCAUGAUCUUGGUAAGAGCUCAAUCAUGGAGGCUGACGAUUUUAUCGAGGAAAGGAGAAACAAAAAUGAAAAUAUGUUCCAGGAAAGGCUUCUGCUUUCUUCACAGAAUGAUGCAGAGUUUCAUGCCAUUACAUCUGAUGUGUUGACUGCUUCCAAGAAUUCCCUCUUACUGGAUCAUGAAACUAGCAAGAUGAUAGAAACCAACUCCACCACUUUCUCGAGCCAUCAGGAAUUCCUGAAUGAAAAACACGGUGAAGGCGCAGAAUCUAUAAGAAACCUGACGAGUAACUGUCUUGAGAAGGACUACAUGCUAUUGUUCACCCAUCAGGCUAAUAGUCCGGUUCGAAACCAUCCAAGGGAACUACUGACCAGUGCAAACAGCUUGGAAUCAAUUGACAAACUAAGAGCUUCUCUGCCAGAUCUGGUGGCAAAGUUCAGGUUCGAGAACAAGUUGGAUGAAAUGGACAAGGGGAAGCAAUGCUCCGAUCAAAGGACACGCACUCCAAGAAGUCCUCUAACGCCUGUCAAUCAGUGA
Miscanthus lutarioriparius is the source of this 3207-nucleotide messenger RNA. The record is from the annotation of a GenBank genome assembly. Lineage: Eukaryota; Viridiplantae; Streptophyta; Magnoliopsida; Poales; Poaceae.